Messenger RNA from Carassius carassius (crucian carp), 1778 nucleotides. Its product is annotated as rho guanine nucleotide exchange factor 5-like. Gene Ontology annotation, cellular component: cytoplasm; nucleus. Gene Ontology annotation, molecular function: guanyl-nucleotide exchange factor activity. The record is from RefSeq and is a predicted model, not a curated record. Lineage: Eukaryota; Metazoa; Chordata; Actinopteri; Cypriniformes; Cyprinidae. Gene Ontology annotation, biological process: activation of GTPase activity. The coding region runs from base 78 to 1673 and encodes 531 amino acids. The transcript has 12 exons.
UUUUUUAAUUCAAAUUUAGUAUUUAACAUUAAAACUCUUGAAAGUUAGUAAGCCACGAGAAGGUUUACCGCUUUCGUAUGGCUCAUGUCAUGGAGGAUGAGGGGAUCUGGUCCGAUAGAGAUCUUACAGAAGCAUUAUUUGGUGACACUGAUCGCCCCGGGCUGGAUGAACACACCUCUAAAACAAAUGUAGAGGACUGUGAAGCGUCUGGUGGACUUUACUGCACAAUUGAAGGGUUGACUAAAGCUCUUGGAUCAGUUGCAAGCUUGCAAUUAUGGGACUUAAUGGGCUUUUCUCUGCCUGUGCCAUCCCUCUUCACUUGGGAGAGCUCCAGUCUGAAAUCUUCUGACAUGCACUGUGAGGAGAGUGAGGUGAAAAGGGAAGAUGCAAUGGAAGUCAGUUCUCCGCAAGAAACGUAUGUUGCCCAGUUUGAAUCGGAGUACAUCAACCAUUCGGUCCCUUUAUAUCAGGAGUUUUGGAUGAGUUCUAUGAAGAAUGAUUUACACAGAGUACAGCACACUGGGUUGUCAGAAUUUGUGUCCUCCAUAUGCAUUUCUGGUCUGAAAACUCCCCCUGCGUCAAGCCCAUCCUCUGUGUUGAGCCCUCCAGGACUACAGGCCAAGUCAUACCCUCUAUGGCAGGAGCUACCGCAAGUAAAGCGUCAUCUGAACUCUCUGAGUGUGCAUGAGAUCCAGCUUCAAGAGGCCAUGUUUGAGCUGAUUGUGUCCGAGGCCUCGUAUCAGAAGAGUCUGAUCGUAGCACUGAAUGUGUUUCAGUGCUCCGCAGAACUCAAAGGGAUCCUGCCCCGUGUGCAGCACCGUGUUCUGUUCUCCAACCUAAAGGAUGUCUGCAGAGUCAGUGAACGAUUUCUGCAGGACAUGGAGUCCCAUCUUAGGCAGUAUGUGGUAAUGUCCCGGGUUGGUGAUAUUGUUUUGAAUCAACGGCAAUGUUUCCAAAAAGUCUACGUGCCAUAUAUUACCAACAUGAUGUACCAGGAGGCUCUUGUCGCUCAACUGACGCAGGAAAAUAAGAAAUUUGCACUGAUCCUGAAGAAACUAGAGGGAGAUCCACAAUGCCAGAGACAGACCCUGAAGUCUUUUCUGAUUCUUCCCUUCCAGAGGAUCACCAGGAUGACGCUCUUACUUGAGAACAUCCUCAAACGAGCUGAACGUGUUGGUUCUAAUGUCCCUUAUCUGAUGGAAGCCAUUGGAGCUGUACGUAAGAUAGUGGAAGAGUGUGACAGGAAUGUCGAACUAAUGAAGAGGACCGAGUUGCUUAUUUGUUUGGACAAGUUAAUGGACUUUGGAAGUGUUAAGUCCGUUCCAUUAAUCAGCAGAGGGCGUCAUUUGAUUCAAGAGGGAACUUUCAAGCAUCUAAUGAUUGGCGGCAGUCACAGAGGCUCUACAGUGUCUUGCAAAGAUGUGUACAUACACCUUUUCAAUGAUCUCUUGCUCCUCUCUGUUAAAAGUGGAAACAGAUUUGUUGUGCAGGACCAUGCACCAUUUCCUGAUAAAGUACGUGUAAAGGAGCUCGAAACAAGUUUGGGAUUUCCUCCUGAAUCCUUCCGGCUCCAUCUGAACCAGAACUACAACCAAUCUUCCAGAGGCCUGAUACUGGCUGCAUCAACGAGGUUAGAAAAAGAGACCUGGAUGAAAGUUUUCUCUUCAAAAUAGGAGGCAGAGAACGUGGAAACGCAGCAGAGUUUGUUCUUAAAGAAAUGGGCACCAUGAAGUGCUCUAAAAAGGCUAAUUUUACUGGAUCUUUUCAUUUUAAUUUAU